AUGCGCUUCCUCACUGCUGUCACCAGCUUCUUGUCUGUAGCCGCAGCGGCGACUCUCGGCAAACGUGCCGUGACGCCUGGCACCCUCUCCCAAGUCACCUCAUUCGGUGCUGCGCCUACCAAAGCGGGCUUCUAUAUCUAUGUGCCCAAGAAGCUUGCGGCCUCACCAGGAGUCAUCGUUGCUAUUCAUUACUGCACUGGAUCAGCGCAAGCAUACUACACUGGCAGCCCUUACAAGACGUUGUCUGAACAGUAUGGCUUCAUUGUCAUCUACCCAUCUUCCCCUCAUGAGGGUACUUGCUGGGAUGUUAGCAGCAAGGCGACGCUUAGCCACGAGGGUGGAGGAGACAGCAACACCAUUGCCAACAUGGUCAAGUGGACUGUCAGCCAGUACAAGGCGGAUGCUUCCAAGGUCUUCGUUACCGGUUCCAGCAGUGGCGCUAUGAUGACCAACGUCAUGGCAGCAACCUACCCUGAACUCUUCAAGGGCGCCAUUGUCUACUCAGGUGUAAGCGCCGGCUGCUUCGUCUCUGCAUCGGGUGGUGUCGACGCCUGGAACAGCACCUGCGCUCAGGGUAACUCUAUCGCCACCCCUGCAGCCUGGGCCAAUGUUGUCAAGAACAUGUACCCCAGCUACACUGGUGCUCGUCCCAAGAUGCAGAUCUACCACGGUAGCGCAGACACUACCCUUCGCCCGCAGAACUACCAGGAGACGAUGAAGCAAUGGGCUGGCGUUUUCGGCUACGACUACAACAAGCCGCAGAGCACAAAGGCCAAUGACCCCCAAAGCGGUUACACGAGGACUAUCUAUGGUCCUAAUGUCCAGGGCAUCUAUGCACAGAAUGUUGGACACACCGUGCCUAUUCGGGGCGCGGACGACAUGAAGUUCUUCGGCUUUGCCUAG
Molecule: messenger RNA, 903 nt
Organism: Alternaria arborescens
Lineage: Eukaryota; Fungi; Ascomycota; Dothideomycetes; Pleosporales; Pleosporaceae
Product: putative acetylxylan esterase A
Exons: 3
Coding region: 1-903 (300 amino acids)
Cellular component (GO): extracellular region
Molecular function (GO): hydrolase activity
Source: RefSeq, a predicted model, not a curated record